Prionailurus viverrinus (fishing cat) is the source of this 1752-nucleotide messenger RNA. RefSeq names its product junctional sarcoplasmic reticulum protein 1 (gene JSRP1). The record is from RefSeq and is a predicted model, not a curated record. The transcript has 7 exons. Gene Ontology annotation, biological process: skeletal muscle contraction; regulation of ryanodine-sensitive calcium-release channel activity. Gene Ontology annotation, cellular component: sarcoplasmic reticulum. Lineage: Eukaryota; Metazoa; Chordata; Mammalia; Carnivora; Felidae. Bases 192 to 1670 code for a protein of 492 amino acids.
UUGGGGAGACAGAAUGUUCUGGAGUUGGUGGUGGUAGCGCCACCGCGCCCAUGGUUGUGAGCGGUGAUUUCAUAUGGAUUCCAGGUGCGGAAACAGAGGCCUCCCAGCUGGCGACGUGCCCUCACGCCCCUGGCCCCACAGGCCCCAGGAGCAGGGGUGCAGCUGAGCCCCGCACGUAAUCGGUGCUCCGCAUGCCUGCUGAUGGAAUUCGAGGGACCCUCCCUGGGUGCUCCCGCCUCCGGGACCUCCCUUCCUGGGCUCCGGGACGGCAAGCAGCUUUCCCAGGCCACCGUGGCCAGCCCAGCAGCGGCUCUGUGCUGCAGCGGGGGUGGGGUCACCCUUGGGCCAAUGCCCAGUCCUGCUCUGAGCGUGGGGGCCACCCCAGCAGCAACCUCGUGGCCGGGCCUCCCCCCCCCCCCCCUCCCUGCAGACUGCUGAGCUCAUUGGCCCAGGCCGCGGCCUCCAGGCACCUGUUGCUGUCUGUCUGGGGGCCACCCUCCCGGUGCUCCAUCUGUCCAGCGGGCUCACUGUGGCGGCUGUGCCGUCAGGCCCACAGCAGGGCCUCAGCAAGUGCAAGCCGCCUCUCUCGGGGGAGACGCCUUUUCUGCAGCCCUCCUCCCGCCCAACUCCGGAUCCCAGGCUUCUCAGACGUCUCCAUGACAACCAGGGCCUUGCAGGAGCUGGAUGGGGGCCUGGGCAGCUGCCAAGCAGGCCAGGACCUCUCCACGCUGGCUGACCCCUGCCCUGACCAGCCCCUGGAGGACAGAGCUCGAGCAACACCGAGGCUGGCCGACUCUAGCAGCUGGUCCCAUGAUUCUCAAGAGCCGGCAGCAGAGGGCAGCCCCACAGGCAAUGUGGAUGCCAGGCCCAAGAAGACAGAAAAAGAGCCUGUGACCAAAGUGGCCCUAGGAGCUGGGAAAGAGAGGCUGAAAGCUGGAGCAACUCCCCGGAGCCCCGCCCGCAAGAAGGCGCAGGCCGCCCCUCCCCCGCAGCGGCCACCGCCGCCCCCGACCCCGGCCCUGAGCGAGGAGCUGCCCUGGGGAGACCUGUCACUCAACAAGUGCCUGGUGCUCGCCUCACUCCUGGCGAUGCUGGGUUCGGCCUUCCAGCUGUGCCGCGAUGCUGUGGCGGGGGAGACAGGUACCCCUGCACCUGUCCCCGAGCCGUGGGUACCGCCCAGGUCGGCACCGGAGCCAGCGUCGCCCCGGCCCCCGCCCCCGCCGAAGCCCGAGGCCUGGGUCCCCCCAUCGGGACCGCCCGCGCCCCAGGUGGAGGCGGAGGAGAAGGCCGAGGUUCCUGGGAGCCGGGAGGCUGCAGAGAAGGCUGCUGGGGAAGAGCGCGCGCCCGAGGAGACGCCUCGGAAGGAGGAGAGGCCUCGGAGGGAGAGGCCGCCGAAGGAGCAGAGGCCGCCGAAGGAGCAGAGGCCGCCGAAGGAGAGGCCGCGGAGGGAGGAGAGGGCUCGGAAGCAGGAGAAGCCACGGGCCGCCAGGGAGCCCCGAGGAGCCCUACCGCGGCGCUGGGAGGCAAGCGAAGGGGGCCGUCGGCCUUGGACGCAGGACUCUGGAGACCCCGGGCGCAGGAAGAGGCAGGCCUGGGGCUCCCCGCGGCGCCCGGACGGGGACCGGCCUCCGGGCCGCCAGAAGCAGCGGGCCGGCAAGGGGCGGGACUGAGCCAGGCCUCGGUACUGUGACACACAGUCCCGGGACCCCCGCUCGGUGGCCCCCGCGGUUCAGUGAAAUAAAUUGAGUGCUG